This is a messenger RNA of Thelazia callipaeda (thelaziosis nematode), 227 nucleotides long. Lineage: Eukaryota; Metazoa; Nematoda; Chromadorea; Rhabditida; Thelaziidae. The record is from the annotation of a GenBank genome assembly.
AUGGAGUUAAUUCUAACUCCAUUUAAAAAUAAGGGCGAGAAGUCGCAUCUAUCGGAAUUAAGCAAGGCAGAACCAAACACUUCGAUCAUGAUUUUUUUUAAUAAAUUUAUUUUUGAAACACUUGGUUUUGAGUUUUUGAGAAUAAAACUCACCAUUUGUUACCAAGCGGCUGUUGCUCCUCAUGGUAUCAAAUCCAUGUGGAGAGGUGCAGUAGCAUGCAGGUAAAU